UGACGACAGAUUUUUGGACUCAGCAACAAGACGCUCUUAAACUCCGAGUUACUUCAAUAUUGGCUGCCCAAUAGACUUUAUUAGACUAAAUUUCCUCACUUUUAUUUUCUUAAAACAAGUUUUUUUUUAGAGGAGGUACUAAUGGUUCUCGGCAAGGGCAGCUCGAGUUGUAACUUCGUAGCCCAGGAUCAAAUUUGGAAAGAUCACGUUGUACAUGAACAUGGAGCCUCGAAAUACUGGCCCGAAAAUUGGGGAUUCUUAAUCGAGCAAUAUCAGAAACUGGCUAAAGAGGAUACAACAGAAGCGACAGGAGCAGCAGCAGUGCGUGUCAAGCAAAGACGUGAAAAUCUUAAGCUCCCUCCAAUAGAUUCAAGUGUUGCCUCCCAACUCUCUGUUGGCAAGUCUACAGCAUUGUACCCAAACACUACCUCUCAGGAAAUUGGGUGGAGAUCAAGCCAGCGGCAAUGCAACCUGGAGAAAUAUGGCAGAUAUUCUAAACCCAGGUCUUCUUUCUUAGGACAAAUGAAAUGGCCUCCAGAGAGCAUUGGUUGAUUGAUAUCCAAUUUAUAUAUUUUUUGUAGACUUGACAUUCAUGCCGUAUAGUUAAGGUGCUGACACACAGUGCAACAUUGCAAGCAACAAAUUUGAAUUGGGGUGACACACAUUGCAACAAAAUCACCCAACAUCGCUUGUGUCAGCCUGAUAUGUUAAGAUAUAUGGUCAGAAAUUAUAAAUUUGGUGCAAGCUGAUUAGCUGGAAAUUUCAAAAUGUUGCGGGCAAUGUUGCAAGAGUAGAGCGCGAUUCAACUUCAGAUUUGUUGCAUGCAACAAGUUUGGGGUAGACACACUCUGCAACAGUCCGGUUUCGUGAAAUGUUGCAUGUAAUGUUGCACCGUGUCAGCACCUUUAGAGUACUCAUGUUCAUAAGGCCCUAUUAGGGGGAAACUCAUGUCUGAAUUUUGUCACUUCCUAUGUGGCAAUUUCAGCACAUUCUCGUUUAUUUGCUUGUAGGAAUUUCUGCCCAACAGGGCCUCACUCUCAUAGAUUUAGUCUGCCAUUCGUCAAUCUCAUGUCACUUGUUCAAAUUUAGCAGGGCCUCGAUCACGGCAUUACUAUAUUUAGAGGCAAGACCUUGAAUCUUGGAUAAAUGGAAGGAAAAAAGGAAGAAAGGAAAGAACAUGUCAUCAUUGCUAAAUGAGAACUAUUCAAUCUAUAGUGUCCUAUUGGCAAAAUUAUUAUAAUUCUUGGUUAUGUUUGUUAAAAAUCAAGUCUAAUUUAUAACCUCUCGUGACAACUAAUUCAAAGAUAUCUUAAAAAACCUUACAGACACCAAUAGGCCAUUUCAUGGAUUCCAUUACUCAAGCCUCCGCAGCGUGUAGUUAUUCUUUAGAAUUUGACUACAGUCCGCAGUAAUGAAAGGAAUUUACACAUCAACGAACAAUUGAAACACUUAAAAAUUUCACAGGUUGUAGGCAAUUUCUAAAGAAUAUAUUACACACUGACUAGGCUGAGGUUGACUAACAGAAUCCGUGGUAUGGUCUAUUUAUUCUUAGAGUUGCUCUAUCAAAGGAAAAAACAAUGCAUUUCAGUCCUCAUGAGUAAGACAUUGGUUUGUCUUCUAAAUUGAGCUGCAUUGGUCCUGCGAGGAGUCAGCUUCAAUCCCUAAACAGUGUGACCUGCCUUUUGGCCAUAGACGAGCUUUGCAUUGUGGCUAUGAAUUGUUGAUAAAACUCAAUUUCAUAUAAAUGUAGUAAAAAUCAACAAGCUUUAUGGUACCCUGACGUGUGAACUGAAAUAAUCUGUUGUGAGUUMCUGUGUUAAGGGACUAAGAAUAAGAAUAGCCACAGAAGCAUCCAGAUGUGCACAGCCUCGGCUUUGACUAGUGCUUUGAAACUUAAGCUUUCUAACUGUUGGUGGGAAGGGAGCAUUGGGUGAUGACGCUAAGAACAGCUAUGGGGGAGAAUAGGUACAAGUACUAUCAAGAUGUUAAAUAGGUAGAACUGAGACAAAAUAUUUCAUUGUACUAAAAGAGCAAAAAUGAAAUUAUUUAAGUUUGUGUUGCAAUAUGAAA
Actinia tenebrosa (Australian red waratah sea anemone) is the source of this 2070-nucleotide messenger RNA. RefSeq names its product ciliary microtubule inner protein 1. NCBI's taxonomy places the organism in Eukaryota, Metazoa, Cnidaria, Anthozoa, Actiniaria, Actiniidae. The record is from RefSeq and is a predicted model, not a curated record.